GUAAAGAUUAUUUUCAUGAUUUCCGAAUUACCUCCCAUGAUGACAUACUGAAACUGGACAAGAAAAGAUUACAAACUUUCAUCAAUUAAGCAAAAAUAAUGGAUGAACCAAUGGAAGCAGAAGCAGAUUCUACCCAGCCUGAUUUAGCACCAGACGAUGGCGACCAAAGAGUAAAGCACCACCCUCUCUUACGGCCAGGCAGCAUGGUGAUGAUGACAAUAACAACUGAGGAUUAUAGGACACAGUACUGGCCCAAACUGGAGGGAGCUAUAGAUCAGCUACUGAGCAUGACCCCUGGACAGUACAUACCUAUCUCAUAUGAACAAAUGUACAGCUGUGUUUAUAAAUGUGUCUGUAAGCAGUUCUCUGAGAAACUCUACACAGAUCUGAUGAACCACAUGGCUCUACAUCUCGAGAAACUGAACGAACAGCUGAAGUCUCUGAUGCGGGAUGAAGAACCCAAGUCUUUCAUUGAGAAGUUUUCCUUUAUUUUGAACCAGUAUUUACAAGCCUUAGGUGGCAUUGUCCCUAUUUUUAAUUAUAUGAAUAGAUUUUAUGUUGAAACCAAAUUGAAAACAGAUUUGAAUGAGGAACUGAAGAAAUUAUUUCAACAGCACGUGUUAGAUCAACAUAUAGAAUUCAUUUUGUCAUUAUUGGAAGAAGCUAACUCCAAACCAUUCACCAUAUCUCCCCCUACAAUGGCAAACACAGUGAAGAACAUACAUUCUGUAAAUCCAGACUAUGCAAAGAUAAAACCAAGUCUCUUCUCUCGAUUCCUCCCUACUGUUCUUCCUUCCACCUCGGUCAACGACUUGCCCUUUAACCAGUACAUCGCAGAAACUCGUCAGAUGCAGGAAGAGAUGAAAAUGUUACAGGAAUUCAGAGGGUGUGAUUUCAAACGGAAAAGAGCUGAUGAUGACGUACCUGUGAAGUGAGGAACAGUUGUUGGGAGCUUUUAAUUGACUGUGAUACUGUAGAGGAAGCCAGAGGGACUUUCUAUUUUGCUGUUGAAUUAAAUUGUAUGAGUGCUAUGUGACAUGUAUUUAAAUCACUCACAGUGUUGGAGUGGAAAAGUGACUUCCAUACCAUUCUUACACUGGAGUGAUUUCCCUUUAAUUUUUUU
Molecule: messenger RNA, 1123 nt
Organism: Saccostrea cuccullata (small rock oyster)
Lineage: Eukaryota; Metazoa; Mollusca; Bivalvia; Ostreida; Ostreidae
Product: CDK2-associated and cullin domain-containing protein 1-like
Exons: 10
Coding region: 99-935 (278 amino acids)
Biological process (GO): ubiquitin-dependent protein catabolic process; G1/S transition of mitotic cell cycle; positive regulation of protein kinase activity
Molecular function (GO): protein kinase binding; ubiquitin protein ligase binding
Source: RefSeq, a predicted model, not a curated record